Misgurnus anguillicaudatus (oriental weatherfish) is the source of this 2454-nucleotide messenger RNA. The record is from RefSeq and is a predicted model, not a curated record. NCBI's taxonomy places the organism in Eukaryota, Metazoa, Chordata, Actinopteri, Cypriniformes, Cobitidae.
UGGCAGCAGUGUUAUGAAAGCGCCGGGUUUUGUGUAACUGUGCUGAAGUCAGUGUGUGUUGAUCAGACCUGCAGCAGUGAUCAGAUCUUCAUACAAUCUGAGAUGAUUUUCUCACUCGGACUUACUUAAAUCUCACUCUUCUGUUUUAAUAACACCUCAGAAGAGUUCUUGAUCAUCAUGGUGGUAAACUCCAUCCACUGGUUUCGGAAGGGACUGCGUCUCCAUGACAACCCUGCCCUUCUGGAGGCGGUGAAGGGUGCCGAUACACUGCGCUGUGUCUACUUUCUUGACCCCUGGUUCGCCGGAGCCUCCAACCUCGGGGUCAACAGGUGGAGGUUUCUCCUGCAGUCUUUAGAGGAUCUGGACUCUCGUCUUCGUGAACUCAACUCGUGUCUGUUUGUGAUCCGUGGUCAACCUGCCAACAUCUUCCCUCGACUCUUCAAGGAAUGGAAGGUCAAUCGACUGACGUUCGAGUGCGACUCGGAGCCGUUCGGUAAGGAGCGAGACGCUGCGAUAAAGAAACUGGCAUCUGAAGCCGGAGUGGAGGUCGUUGUGAAGAUCUCGCACACGCUUUAUGAUCUGGACAGGAUUAUAACACUGAACGGCGGUCAGCCUCCUCUCACAUACAAACACUUCCAGACGCUGGUGAGCAGCAAUAUGGAGCCACCAGAACCUCCAGCAGAACCUCUGAGUAAAGAUCUCAUGAGGAACUGUGUCACACCUGUCAAUGAAAACCAUCGAGAGAAAUACAGCGUACCACAACUGGAAGAACUGGGGUUCGACACUGAAGGUUUGGCUCCUGCUGUUUGGCCCGGAGGAGAAUCAGAGGCAUUGAAGCGCAUGGAGAGACACCUCGGACCUGACGCCGCUGCUGCAUGGCAGGAGAACUUCGAGCGACCCAAGAUGAACUCCAGUCCUUUAUUGGCGAGUCCUCUUGGAUUGAGUCCGUAUCUGCGUUUCGGCUGUCUGUCGUGUCGUCUCUAUUACUAUAAACUCACGGAGCUCUAUAAGAAGGUCAAGAAGAAUGACAAACCGUCCAUCUCGCUCUAUGAUAAGAUCCUAUGGAGGGAGUUUUUCUACACGGCGGCCACGAAUAAUCCUCGAUUCGACCGGAUGGAGGGAAAUCCCAUCUGCAUUCGGAUCCCUUGGGACAAGAACGCGGAGGCGCUGGCCAAAUGGGCGGAAGCUAAGACGGGUUUCCCCUGGAUCGACGCCAUCAUGACCCAGCUGCGCGAGGAGGGUUGGAUCCAUCACCUGGCGCGUCACGCCGUGGCCUGUUUCCUGACCCGUGGAGAUCUGUGGAUCAGCUGGGAGGAGGGCAUGAAGGUGUUCGAGGAGCUCUUACUGGACGCAGACUGGAGCGUGAACGCUGGCAGCUGGCUCUGUCACUCCUGCAGCUCUUUCUUUCAACAGUUCUUUCACUGUUACUGUCCCGUGGGCUUCGGACGAAGAAUCGACCCUAACGGUGACUUCAUCAGACGUUACUUACCUGCCCUCCGAGAUUUUCCAGCCAAGUUCAUCUACGAUCCCUGGAACGCGCCGGAAGACGUGCAGAUCGCCGCCAAGUGCGUGAUCGGGGUGGAUUAUCCCAAACCUAUGGUGAACCACGCGGAGGCCAGUCGACUGAACAUCGAGAGGAUGAGACAGAUCUACCAACAGCUCUCCAGAUACAGAGGACUCAGUCUCCUUGCCACCGUGCCAUCCAAUAACAUGGAGGAGGCGAGCGUGAAUGAAGGCAGAGGAGUCGUGGCGUCUCCUGCGCCCCAGAGGAGCGUGCCAUCUUACCGGGUCAGAAGAGAGCAGCGCGACGUUCGCGAGCAGCCCAGUACCAGCGGUGUGAAACACAGGAGACACCGACACGCUCUCAGCCACCGUACGUCGCCCUAUGUUACUCAGAGUGAUUUGACAGGCCACACCCACCAGUUUGCGGUCCCACAUCAACCAGGACCUUUGCCUGUUGGGGGCGGGACAGGGAAGAGAGAAAGGGAGGCGGAGCAUGACAGUCGUAGGAGUGACAAUGGCCCCUCCUCCUCAUCCCACUGCUGAAUAUGUAUAAUGUAUGAUAAACGUUCCUCUUGUGUUACUGUGCGUUCACACUAGAUGCGUAUGAAGCGAAUAAAUCGUGCUAUUCACGCGUAGACGGACGUGUGAAAAUUUAGAAUUUCAGAUGCAAAUACGGUUAAUUUGCUGUCUUAAGCUAGCUUGUAAUCUCAAUAUGUAUAUAUAUAGCUCAAAUUGAGUAUAGAGUGUUUACAACUUAACAGAUUGUCUGACCUCCUCGCUUACUUUCUUUCAAGCAAAAUCCUUUUUAUUCCUGUUUCUAUAAAUGUACAAAGCGACAAUGAUUUUGUCCUCCGUUGUUAGUAUUUCUGCCUCCGCUCACUAUGUCAUAAUCAUGUCAUUACUAGAGCAAACUCCUGUUUGUUUGACGCGGCGUGAAUAUCCGCCAAAUUU